GAAUUUUCGAUCUUUUCCACUUUAUCUACGAUCGCUGAAAAGCUUAAUUACGAUAAUCAAUUAAAAUUCCUGUGUUAACGAAGAGAAAAUGUGUGAUAGAGAAGCCCAGAUGGGCGGAGUCCAGGGGAGGUGAUACAAGAACAGAAGAAAGGGAAAAAUGAGUAAGUCGGAAGAUAACAAGUGGGAGGGAGGACAUUCGCGAAGAAGGAGGAAACGACAGACAACAUUGUCGUGAAAAAAUCCAAAGGAAGGAAAAUAAUAAGGAGGAAAAUGACAGUGGUUAGUGCGCAUUUAGCCGCAGUGUCUUCGAUAGAAAAUCGAGACGGGGAAAGAAAUGUAUGAAAUUUCACGAAUUUAAGAAAGAAAAUUUCACGAAAAUCGUACGUCCGCGAGGUAUAUUUCAUCGUUCUUCGUGUUCGAUUAUACCCGUAUGUUUACGGAAAGUGUCCUGAUACUAUUACUUUAUACUACUCGUACACUGGUGCAUUGUGCGUACAACGGGACCGAAUCGAGCGAAGAAUUUCUACAAAAAUGUUGCAUCCACGACAUCGACGUCAUCGAUGACCGUGAAAAUCGAUGCGACCUCGAGACACUGAACGAUACAUUGACCGUGGUAUCGUACCAUUCUCUGGGUAACGCAUUCGACACUCUAUGCUGUUCGGUUUGCUCCGAAAGUCUUUUCGAAUUGGAAGUCGAGCCGAAACGAACGGUGAACGAGCAGGAAUACAUAAAUCUCGACGAGAAAGCGAAUCCAAGACGUAGAUGUUUCAAAACCUGCAUCUCCGACGGUCAGACUAUUCGAAUUUGGAAGGACCGGAAGAAGAAUGGCAGCGAAGAUGAACAGGCAAACCGCACGUUCGCUGGGAACAGUAAUAAAAGUGAGGAGAACGAAGAUGCGUUGCAUUGCGAGAGUGUGUUUAGCUCGUUAAAUUUCUGGGGUGCCAAUAUGGUUGUGUUCGCAAACAUCAUUUACAUCUUUCCGUAUGCGAUCGUCGUGUCGAUCUAUCUAGCCGUGCUGAGAAAAAGCACUCGAGCUUAUCACAAAGCCGUAUUGUGGUACAACGUGUCGCAGCUCAUUUUGAACGCAAUUUUGAUCGGUAUCGGAGCUUGCAUCUUAUGUCACGUGUCGAUUCAUUCAAACGUUUACUCGAUUCUGGGAUUGUUAAUAAUGUUUCUUACGAUUUCCUCGACUUUCUGGCUGCUGGUUAUUUGUAUAGACAUGACGUUGGUUAUCACGAGAUUUCGUUGGGCAUCGUCGAACAGCGCGGACCAGGAAGAGGAGAAGGAAAAAUUUGUUACGUACGCCGGUUGGGCGUGGGGCGGUUCGUUAUUACCGACUGUUAUAGUUGGAAUCGUGGAACUCACCCCGUUACUACCGAUAUCCUCCCCAGCCAGACCGAAUUUCAGUCAAUUCGAGGGCGCGAAUUUGGCUGUUAUUCUUUACGUGACGACCUUGCCCGUUAUAGCUUGUCUGUCGAACACCGUACUUUUUUGUUACACGUCGUACAAAAUGAUACUUAUACAAAAGUCAACGAAGCUCGCGACCGAGAGUAGCAGCUUCAAAACCAAUACGGUGAAAACGCGAUAUUUUCUUUUCUUGAAACUGUAUCUAUUGAUGGACGCGCCUUGGAUCACCAGCGCGUUAGCCGCUGCGUUCACCGAUCUAUGGGUAUUGAAAUUUCUACGAAUGAUCCAACCGAUUCUCAUGCUAUGCGCCAUUUUGCCGCCGGGGACGAUAUCUCACGCGUUCUCCUACGUCUGCUCGUUUCCGAAAUCGAAGCGUAUCGGCAAGACCGAUCGAACACCCUGACCGACCACUCGCCGCUAGAAUUGAUUUGACGGAUUAUCUAAUUACGUCCUGUAUCUAUACCGUACGUUUAAUCGACUCAGCGUUACGUACGUACUACCUGGUCGAGGUGAUCGAACAAAUCGAAGUAAAUCGGAUUCGAUUUGAAUCGAGUGGAAUAAUUGAGAGGCGCGUAACGAUGGAAGCUAGAAUAACUGGUAUCGAAUAAAAGACUCUGCCAGUUGAAAGAUUCACGGGUAUGGUACUCGUUUACGAGGUCCGUUAUUACACGAUUCGCGAUGUUACUUUACAACCGGCAACCCAACAGCCUACGAUACUCGAAGCAACCGAUGCUCGCUCUUUAUAUCCAGCUGACAGAAAAUCCCUACUGCCACUCGUGUAAGCUGGUGUCGUAUAGUUUACAGGGCUCGACAGAACGCGUUAUUUGCAAUCGUUCAAUUUCCCGUAUUAUACACGAUUACACGUACGCACACAUCCGACAGUCUGUUCACCUGCGCUAGAUUAGAUCGAUGGUAGGAUACAAUAAAGUUACGCAAACGGACAGCUCGGUAUCACGCGAUUCCUUGAGAUACUCCUAGAGUUACGUGACCCACAUGGACGAAAUGCAGGAUAUCUCCAUUGACGUUAAGAUUUCGUUACUCAAUGUCGCAAUGAUACCAAUUAUACAUAUUAGUUCACCUUAGUAUCAGCUAACUUGCGAUCUUGCGCUUGCACGGUGUCCCGACGUGUAUUAGAUUUCUCUAUCCACAGUUUCACAAUUUUACCAUAAUUGGGACAACAGAAUUCGAUAUUACGUAUAUCACAGGAUACCCUCUUCAUUUUUAACCGUCUCAAGGUUGCUGUUAACCCUAUAAUCGCUUGUCAAAUUUACCACCGAGAAAUUUUACAAUUUUAUAUUUUUAUAAUUUUAUUAAAUAUAAUCGAUCGUUUGUA
Osmia lignaria (orchard mason bee) is the source of this 2740-nucleotide messenger RNA. RefSeq lists its product as uncharacterized. Gene Ontology annotation, cellular component: plasma membrane. Gene Ontology annotation, molecular function: G protein-coupled peptide receptor activity. Gene Ontology annotation, biological process: G protein-coupled receptor signaling pathway. NCBI's taxonomy places the organism in Eukaryota, Metazoa, Arthropoda, Insecta, Hymenoptera, Megachilidae. The record is from RefSeq and is a predicted model, not a curated record.